Molecule: messenger RNA, 2772 nt
Organism: Mytilus californianus (California mussel)
Lineage: Eukaryota; Metazoa; Mollusca; Bivalvia; Mytilida; Mytilidae
Product: alkaline phosphatase-like
Exons: 10
Coding region: 113-1738 (541 amino acids)
Biological process (GO): dephosphorylation
Molecular function (GO): alkaline phosphatase activity
Source: RefSeq, a predicted model, not a curated record
AUAACUCUUUCCACAACCUGUUUGCGAUCGAAUUAGAAUAGCACACUAGUGAAAAGUAAUAAAUAGGCCAUUGACUGAUAUUAUAUCAUAAAUCAUUAGCCUGGUACCAGUGAUGAGUUUAUUUCCAGUACAUGAUCACCUCUGUCUAUUCAGCAUGGUAUCUCUUUUGGCUUUUCUGCUGCUGUCUAUAGUAAAUGCAGGUACUGAAGACUGGCAUAAAAUUGCAAGAGAUCUUCUUACAGAACAGUUAAAAAUCGAAACCAAUACCAAUAAAGCUAAGAACGUAAUCUUGUUUAUUGGUGAUGGAAUGGGAAUGCCUACCAUAACUUCUGCCAGGAUAUAUAAAGGUCAACAGAUGCAAAAGACUGGGGAGGAAACUGUCUUCAAAUUUGAAGAAUUUCCAAAUGUAGCUUUGUCAAAGACUUACGGAAGUGAUAGGCAAAUACCAGACUCAUCUCAAACAGCAACGGCCCUAAUGUGUGGAGAGAAGGUAAAUUUCUAUACCAUUGGUGUUAACGACAAGGUGUCACAAGGAGACUGUGCAUUGGAAAUACCCAGUAAUAAAUUGACGUCUAUAUUGGACCAUUUCAUCGCAGAUGGACGAUCUGGAGGGUUCGUUACAACAGCAAGACUGACGCACGCAACACCAGGCUCGUCUUAUGCACAUACAGCUAAUCGUGCAUGGGAAUCCAACGAGAAAAUGACAGAUGUUCCCCAGAAAUGUAAAGACAUCGCUUACCAGUUUGUAUACGAUAAUACAAAAAUCCAGGUAGCAAUGGGUGGAGGAAGAAGACAUUUUCUACCUAACACCACAAAAGACCCGGAGUAUAACACCAAGUAUGGACUAAGAGUAGACGGGCAAGAUCUUACAACAGAAUGGCAAAACAAGCAAAGUGCUAAAGGACGGAAUUUCAGAUACGUUUGGAAUAAAGGACAGUUUGAUUCUGUAGAUCCUCAGACAACAGAUUAUUUACUUGGUCUUUUUGAAUACAGCCAUAUGCAGUAUGAAGUUGAUCGUAACACGACAAGUAAUGGAGAACCUAGUAUUACUGAAAUGGUUGAAAAGGCUAUCAGAAUACUUAAAAAGAAUUCUAACGGAUUUUUCCUUUUGGUUGAAGGGAGUAACAUCGAUAUUGCCCACCAUGAUACGCUCGCAGCUAAAGCCUUAACAGAAACAGUGUCAUUGGAUCAAGCCGUCACCAAAGCACUAGAAUUGACCAAUGAAGAGGAAACCUUGGUUAUAGUGACAGCUGAUCAUUCUCACGUGUUCAGUAUGGGCGGAUAUAACUACAGGGGAAACGACAUUCUAGGACUAGCGAACCCAACUGACUAUGAGCCACCAUUAGAUGGAAUGCCAUAUACAACUCUUUCAUAUGGUAACGGACCUGGUGUUAAUUUUACAAGUGGGAAAAGGCCUAAUCUGACAAACGUUGAUACAACUACCUUCGAUUACAUACCUCAAGCUGCAGUCCCAGUAGAAUAUGAAACACAUGGAGGUGAGGAUGUCCCUAUAUUUUCCAAAGGACCAAUGGCACACUUGCUUAACGGUGUAAAGGAACAACAUUAUGUUGCCCACGUGAUGCAAUAUGCAGCUUGUGUUGGGGACUUUAAAGAUGACAGCCAUUGUAAAAAUACGGAACCUAAACCAACAUGUUCUGCUUGUUUGAUUACAUGGGAUCGAGUCACAUUUUUCCUGAGUUUAAUAGGGAUUUACCUUCAACAGUUUUAUUUUGUGUGAUUGUUUUUAAUGUUGUGUAAUCUUAUAACAAGCAUUCAUUGAAUUGUCCAUUUGGCACAACCGCUGGUGACAACAAGUAUGUUAAUUAUUUGUAUUUUUGUAUUUUGUAUUUAAAUUGUGAAAACUGUCCUAUCAUCUCAAACCAAAACCAACACAUGUAUAAAUCAGAGGUUUAAAUCAUUUCUCCUUUUUUUAAUCUUGAUUUUAUGUUUUCAUUAUUUCACCAGGUAAGUCAUUAUUAUUAUCUCUUAUGUGUCUGGUUUCCCGUCCUGCUGAUCAAGUGUAGGAAAAAACCUACAAAUCUGUUCAAUUAUCUCAUUAGUAAAAUCAUCGCCAUCAGUUUUAAUUUUCUCAGUUGUAACUAAGCAUCCACUCACUUUCUAUUCUUUGUCUCUCUUAAAUUUGUCAAUGCUUUAGUGUUUUGGCUUCUAGUUAAUUAUGUUUUUUUUUUUAUUUUCAAAUCGCAACCCGAAUUUAAGUUCUACAUAUUUUUUUGUUAUUCUUUUUUACUAUCUUCGAAAUCGUUAAAAAGUCAUAAAUUGACGACUCGAUGUAGUCGAUGAGUGACGAUUUCAUGUCAAAUAUGGGUUUUAAGCAUUGCCAGUUUAUGGUUUCUUUUUCUUAUUUCCUUUGUAAUAUGUGAUGAUCCAACGUGUGGUAAAAAUCAAAUGGCCAACAUUAAAAAAGACUAGCCGUACUGUGUCAAUACUUUACAAAAGAAAAUGAUAUUUUGCAAAAAUUGCUUAUCACAGCCUAGCCUUUAUUGAAGAGAAAUAAAAACCUUACCCGUCCGAUACGUAUUUAUUUUAAAGUUGGAAAAAAUACUUUACUUUUGGCUAUAGUUCGUAUUGUAUUGCAAUAUAAUUCAUCAUCAAAACUGUAGAGAAUCCGACCGUAGAGAACAGGUACAAUAUUUAACUUAAGGAUAAGAAAAAUGUUUUAAAAUAUAUUGUUAAUAUCAGCUUCAGUACAGAUGUCAAGCUUUUAACUGGGAUAUUUGAAUGGCCCAACAAUAAAGAAAUGCGUGAUAGCAA